AUGGAAUCAUUCGCCUAUGGGUCUCUCGCGCAGAUCCGCAUCCUGCUCUUACCAGUGGGAAACAUACGGCGUUCGGCUUUCGAUAGCUAUGCGCAGGACAUCCGGAGUAUUGAUACGGUUGGACUAGCAGACCUGACUACAGAUGUCAAGGAUGAGCGAUCCCGUUUCAUGCCCAACCAUCAGCUUGCAAGUGGGAGCUUACAUCUGAAAUAUCCUUCACACCCUCCCCCGGACUCCCAUACCCCUCUGUCCCUCUUUCGUACUGCCGACUUUCCGCUCGCUGUACUGGGCAUUGCGUCAUCCGUUCCUAAUGACUCUCUUGCAACCAUCCUCUCUCAGUUCCAAACAGCAGUGCACGACGUAUUUCCGCAAGGGUCUAUGUUUCCCUUGACCAGUAACUGCUUUGUCUUUGAAGAGAAUGAGAGUACAACCAAUAUCAACCUCGGAGACCACUUCCCCGGCUUAGUGGUCAUUCCAAGCGUCAUGGGACACAAGAAGACAUAUAUUGGGACACUGGUAGCCGAUCUAUGCUCCAAAGUGCUCAUUGAACUUGCGACCGUGAUGCAAACCUUGGAAAGUCCCUUGGGCAACGAAUAUCUCAACGCUACUAUGUUCCCCCAUCUCCCACCGUCCUCUGAGAUGCCCCGGUCACUGGAUGAUGAUGCUCGCAGGGAUUCAUUACCACUCCUUCCGUCUCAUAGUAGCCAACCCGACUUGAACGGGCAACAGCGCGCCAAGACUCCGUUAGGCAUGAAGAGGACUUCCACCCUGGGUCCUGGUCUCAUGCCGAAUCGUCACAGCAGUCUUCCUCCUACUCCCGCAAUAGGUUCCAAAACAUCUACAACCGCCUCCACGAAGAAACGCCUUACUACCAUAGGCGCGGCCUCAUCCCACGGUCGACUGUUCAAGGUUCUCGCCGACUACUUCUUACUGGCAGGCCGUUUAGAGGAAGCCUCCAUAUGGUACAAUGAGUCCAUUGUGCUUUGCAAGACGGCCCAAGACGUGGCGUGGCACGCGGCAGCUCUAGAAGGACUAGCAACCAUUCCUAUCGUCGAGGCAUGGUCCUCCUCUCAUGGCAUAAAUGGCGUUGCCGGCGAUCGUGACCCAUGGGCAGAUCCUUCCGAUAAACUCACUCAAGCCAUGGCACUUUACAUGAAAGCAACACCCACUUCGGAACCCGAGGUCACCCUUUCCCUUCUCGCAUAUCUUUAUUGCUCUUCGGUUUUGCGACACAGCACACUUCUCUACUCUCUGUGGUCCUCGAAAGGAUGGGGUCCUCUUGCCUUUGCUGCGAUGCUUCAACCAGGCCCAUCCCCCUUCCUACCUCCUACACUCUCGAACGGCGCCAGCCCGACAGAACGAUCAAGUGCACGUAAUUCUUACGCUGCCUAUGAGCGACUGACUACGAUAACUGGGGUCACACGAGCACAAAUAUCUGCGUCGAUAUCCCAAGCGCACGGUCCUUGGCUCAAUCACCUCGACAUCCGGGAGAGGGUCCGAAUGCUGGAGUACAUCGCAGCCAUGUUCGGUGCUCUGGGCCACAUACGGAAGGAGGCCUACACUCUUCGCGAGGUUCUGGGUUGUUUGAUGGACAUGGUUGUAUGCGGUCGUGAAGAAAGCAGUACUGGGAGUGCGCGGGUGCUCAGCGCAGGACUUGGCAAUCGCAACAACUCUUUGAACGUCGCGACAGCACAGGGGACCGUCGGUAUCCGCGAAAAUGAGCGCUCUGAAGGCAAUGAGAGCAUUCUGUACAUUGUCAAACACGUCUGUAAGGUCCAUGGGAUCGACCUCGAAGCCGUCAAGCUCCUUGAACCUCGCCAUCCUGGUCGUGAUAGUCGAGCUUCGGAAGACUGCGAGGACGAAGACACGGACGAAGAUCUCGCACGCUCGUUGCAAGAGCCGUUCGGAUGGCCAGAGCUACAGAUGGACAUCAUUCGAGAAGCAAUUGCAGUGGCUGAGGCUUUACCCGAUUACCCUGCUGUGGCACAAUUUUCCUUCUCUGCGUUGAAAUUGCUUCAUCCGGUUAUGACUGCUCGUGAUCAACACCAGCUGUAUACCACAGGCACACGUGCGUUGGCAACCGCAAUGCGACGAGGUGAUAGGCGAGCAGUGGAUUACUGGUCUAGUCAACCAGUGGUUAGCUUAGAGGUCCUUCCCUUACCGUUGGUGAGGCUCCCCGUCGAGAAGCCCAUAUCGAUUCUAUCUCGUGCUGCCGCUGGAGCCACUUCCAUCAUCUCCGGUGUCCGGGAUCCCUUCCUAUACAACCCUCGGAAGAUGCUUCAAGGGCAGACCAGGACUAUCUUGGUACAAAACGAAGCGUUCGAUCUAGUCGUCACAUUGCGCAACCCUUAUGUAUUUGACCUGGAGCUACAAAACCUGCAGUUGAGCACUUCGGGAGUCACAUUUGUAUCAAAAGGGUUCCCUGUUGUCGUGCCUGCCAAUUCGUUCCAUCCAGUAACGAUUAACGGGAAGGCCACAGAGGCAGGUACUCUGGUCGUCCGUGGUUGUAUUGUGCAAGCGCAAGGCGGAAUCUCUCGCGAAUUUGUUCUUCCCCUAUCGACCGAGGAAGAGGAGGAACGCAAGUCACGGAGACGAAGCGCGAUCGAGUGUGAGACCGGAAGGUCGAAACAUUCAGGGUUAGCCUCACGUCCUUGGGAGAAAUCGAGCAAGAGAGGGAGCACGCAGGUCACCGCGACGAAUGCCGCCCCGGCAAAACGGGUCAUCAAAUACCUGGAGUGCGUUGUCGUUCCAGAACAGCCGCUCUUGAGGAUUCGUAGAACUUCGUUAACACAUGGGGCUGUGAUGCUGUAUAACGGUGAAAUGUCGGCGAUCCGUAUCACUUUGGAGAACGUCUCAUCGUUACCGAUUGAUCUUGUCCGACUCACGUUCGACGAUUCUACGAUCGGCCCCGGACAGCAAGCUCUGGCAGAAGGGGAAAUGUCAGUUUUUGACACCUACGAGACGGAGUACGACCUUGUGCAUCGUCCAGUGUUCACGUGGGAUGCGGAACAUGAGCCGCAAGAGAUCGGGCCCGGUCAGAAGAAAGUCGUCGCUGUCAAUUGUUUCGGCAAGGUCGGCUGCACCAACGGCGCCAUUCAUGUGUCUUAUGCAUACGUUGACCGUGCACAAGACAACCCCAAAGAGCUGGCAGACGUCUUCCAAACUCGCCAGCUUUCCUACCCGGUGCUCGUGACCGUGUACCACAUGCUCGAAUGUCACGCAAUGGACAUUUUGUCGUACUCUGGCGCGACAACGACAUUAUCUCCAGGGGUUAAAGACGACGAGGAGCUUACUGAUGCACGUAUUCGCAAGUCAAUACUGCACGUUGGCGACAUUGCGGAUUGGUGCAUCUUCUCAAUAGAGGUGCGAAAUACGUAUGGGCUUCCCUUCGAAGUGACUUUCGAACGCCAUCAAGAAGGGGUUGAAGCCGCGUCUAUUACAACAUUGGUGCCUCCUGGGUCGACAUCUCGCAUUGUAUUACCUCUAAAGAAGCUCUCUCUUUCUGAGGAACACGUUUCAAGACCAAUCCCUAUGUUGUCGGAUCGUCAGUACGUGGUAUCAUCCUCGAAGCUCUCCCCCGAAGAGGAACGAUCGCAACGCGAGUUGUUCUGGUACCGAGAAGAGCUAUUCAAAUCUGUCCGGGGUAAAUGGCGCGAGAACGGCGGAACGAGGGCCGGUGACCUAUCCCUGCGGCAACAGCGUAUGACGCUACCCAUGCUUGAGGCACUCCGUGUGGAGACGGCUCGUGUCCGCAUGACUCUGGUUCAGCAUGACGACAAUGGCAACGAGAAGCCGAUACCUCUCGAUCCGGCAGGAGUCAAGUACAUGCCCCCACCGCAUGAGUUUGUAUACCUAAGGACAACAGUGACUAACUUGUCGCCGUCUGAGCUCGUGCUCAUGCUCAAUCUCGAGCUGGAUCCAGAGGCACAUGUAGUCACGCAAGGCGAACUCGUCGACAUCCCAAUUGGACGACUAGCGCGGGGCGAAUCGUAUGAAGUGGAGACACCUCUGGCUUUCAUUGCCUGCGGAAGAUUCGACUUCGGCGCGGAGGUGUCGGCGAUCGGCCGACAACCAGAUUUCACUAUUGUGGGACAUGGGAGAAUGCGGAUUAGCGUUGCAUAA
Epithele typhae is the source of this 4122-nucleotide messenger RNA. RefSeq names its product TRAPP II complex. Lineage: Eukaryota; Fungi; Basidiomycota; Agaricomycetes; Polyporales; Epitheliaceae. Gene Ontology annotation, cellular component: trans-Golgi network. Bases 1 to 4122 code for a protein of 1373 amino acids. The transcript has 15 exons. The record is from RefSeq and is a predicted model, not a curated record.